UCUGAUCACUUUACCCAACAGUAGUGUUCCUGGUUGGCUAUAUAAUUCCCUUGUGUUGUUUGGUGGAGACUACCAAAAACAAUGAAAUACAAUGAGAUACCUCACUUCAGCCACCCCCAACACAAGCUCAAGUUUGAGUAUAUUGAGCUUCCAUUCAAGUGUGAUGGCUGCAAGGAAGCUGGGAUAGGAUCGCGCUACAAGUGCAGCAUAUGUGACUAUGAUCUUCACACACAUUGUGCCCUUCCUUCACCCUCCAUCACCCACCCUUUCUAUACCAAGUGUUCCUUUCAGUUCCUCCCCAGGCCGCCUGGCGAUGCUGCCCGCUUCUGCAACGCCUGCGAGAAGGACAUCACCGGCUUCUUAUACCACUGCAACUCCUGCGGGUUCGACCUCCACCCCUGCUGUGCGAGGCUCCCCAUGGUGCUUGACGAUGGGGAGAUGAAGCUGUAUCUGUAUAGGAAGGUGAGCGCCUCGUGUGAUCGGUGCGGGAGGAAGGGAAGGAGCUGGAGCUAUAGAUCAAAGUGCAAGAAGUAUAAUCUGCACGUGGCGUGUGUGAAGGAAAUGCUGGUGGAGAGCUGGCAUGAGAUAUAUUAUGGGCGGGGAAAUGGUAGGAAGUUGGAGACGAGAAUUCCAAGCAUCAAAAGCACACUCCAGGCACAUCAUCAUAAGAGUAAAGGCAAAGCGAAGAAAUGCUGUGAGAUGGCUGGCUUGGCUAUGCAGUUUGUUGUCUCCGCAGUUCUAGGUGAUCCGACAACUUUGAUUGCUGGGGUCGUUGGGUCCUUGAUGUCUAGGUCUUGAUGCUUGCCUUUGGUUUGAAAGAGUUCCAUUUCUGAAUCCUAAUGUUGUGUGUGUGUGUGUGUGGGAUGUGGGCGUAGAGGGGUAUGAGCAGGAGCUAGGGGGAAAUGGAGAAAAAGGUGUCCAAAUUAAUUAAUCCCCAUAACCCCAUAUGCUCCAGCUAGUGUGUUAUCUUUUUUCAACCUUCUAUAUAUAUAUAUAUAUAUAUAAUUUCAUUGA
Messenger RNA from Vitis riparia (riverbank grape), 1014 nucleotides. RefSeq lists its product as uncharacterized. Bases 82 to 798 code for a protein of 238 amino acids. The transcript has a single exon. NCBI's taxonomy places the organism in Eukaryota, Viridiplantae, Streptophyta, Magnoliopsida, Vitales, Vitaceae. The record is from RefSeq and is a predicted model, not a curated record.